CCCAUUGCAUUUUCGACGUAAUCCUGAGCCGCAAGGGUCCUUAGACGUCAACUUACACAAGCCGGAUACUGGUAGACCUGUCACAUUAUGGUACCCUUGAUUAGAACGGCAGAGCAAUGCUACUGUGCUAUAUGUGGCGGUCCCUUCGAGCGACCUCGUUUCGGACCAAAAGAAAACCCAUUUAGUCCGUCGAAAAAGAAGGGAGGCAAUGGAUACAACCCGGAUAUCAUUAGCAAGAAAGCUACUGAGUGGCUUGUAGAGUUGCGCAUUCUAGGUUAUUUCUACGCUUUGAAGCAGGGAUUUAUAUCCGGCAGAGGACAAUUCUUCAACGUUUUCUCGGGUCCCGGCUCCAUUCAUCUUGACCAGAAAGACCCGGCAAAUGAACAAUUACCCAACCUCAAUUACUCGUGUUAUGAGGAUAAGGCUGGUGCGAUCACAAUCUUCCCCUUCCACGAGACAUGUUACAAAAUACUCGCAAAAGUACUUUACCCAGACGAGGAACUAUUUACAGCCAUGACUCGUAUAGAUCUAGAGGGACUCCAUUCGACAAUGAGGUACCUGUCUAAUCGCAAAGAUGCGUUACUCAUCCGCACUGGCUUAGAGACUCGGCGUAACAAGCCCUAGAAAUCCCUUGAAGGCGACGAGGUCUUCGUGACGAAUCCGCUACCUAGGGAUGAGUGUACGUUCAACGUGGGAAAAGUCAUGGCAGGAGUGCGCUUUCGAAUGCCGAAGUCGGACGUUGAUCUCGGACCUAAAGUAAAAAACGAUCCAUUUGCGAGUUUACCAUAUAAUGCCGUCUGGCGUAUCUGCCGUGAACUAGACUCAAGCGACAUCAGUAAUUUCAUAUCAUCCUCCUGGGCUAUCCACGUAAUGACUCGCGACAAUGUCAACUUUUGGAAGAUGAGACUGAGAUACAAUAUGCCCUGGUUUAUCGAAAUCGAAUGGCUCUGGAAACUGGGGGCAGUAAAGCGAGCGGAAUACUACAAGGCAAUCUUCCUGUGGGCGGACUCGACAAUUCGUGUUGCCUCAAAGAAUCUGGGGUCUUUGAUGCCUGUUGCUAACCGGCGGCGACUCUGGAUAAUUUGUGAAAAACUGGCCCGUGUGUACCAUAACCGAGGGUUCUUGCACGAGGAAGACGAGGAGGGGGAAGUGAAGGAAAAAGGGUUAUAACGUAUUGAUGGUCUAGGAAAAUUCACACCAAAAAGCAAUGACAGGGUAUGAAGUACCUAGGUAUCUUAAGAAGCACGUGAUUACAAAGAUGACUUCAUAGCUCUCAUUAGGUAAUCAUCAUGGCAUUUAAGU
Molecule: messenger RNA, 1302 nt
Organism: Hypoxylon trugodes
Lineage: Eukaryota; Fungi; Ascomycota; Sordariomycetes; Xylariales; Hypoxylaceae
Exons: 2
Coding region: 88-624 (178 amino acids)
Source: RefSeq, a predicted model, not a curated record